CCCGGGCGUGACGGGGGUGGAGUUUUCGCCGGCUUGCUUGGACCCUUCUCUGGGCCUGCCCGCCCGGGCAGGCUGGGAUCAUGGCCUGUCGGGACGCACACCGCGGUGCUGAGCUCCUGGACUUCGCGCAGUUCCGGGAUUCGAGCACGCAGGCACUCGUUUACGGGUACGGCGGGCGCAGCCUACCGGAGCUGCGGGCGCGCGAAUUCGGCCGCCUGGCAGGAACUGUCUACCUUGACCAUGCAGGAGCCACACUGUUCCCCCAGAGUCAGCUCGCGAGCUUCACUCAGGAUCUCACGGAAAACGUUUACGGUAAUCCUCACAGCCAGAACAUCAGCAGCAAGCUCACCCAUGACACUGUGGAGCAGGUGCGCUACAGGAUUCUGGCGCACUUCCACGCCUCCCCAGAGGACUACAGUGUGAUUUUCACAGCCGGAAGCACGGCUGCUCUGAAACUGGUGGCAGAGGCCUUCCCGUGGGUGUCCCCAGGCCGGGAGAGCAGCGGGAGUCUGUUCUGUUACCUCACUGACAGCCACACCUCUGUGGUGGGCAUGAGGACGGUGGCCAAAGCCAUGAAUGUCACCUCCAUCCCUGUCAGGCCAGAGGACAUGUGGUCGGCGGAGAAACGGGGCGCUGCCGCCAGAGACCCCAACUGCCAGCUUCCGCAUCUCUUCUGUUACCCAGCUCAGAGUAACUUUUCUGGAACAAGGUACCCCCUGUCCUGGAUAGGAGAGGUCAAGUCUGGGCGGAUGUGCCCUGUGAGCACGCCUGGGCAGUGGUUCAUGUUAUUGGAUGCCGCUUCCUAUGUGAGCACCUCGUCUUUGGACCUGUCGGUUCACCAGGCCGACUUCAUCCCGAUCUCCUUCUAUAAGAUCUUCGGCUUCCCGACCGGCCUGGGCGCUCUGCUGGUGCAUAACCGUGUGGCUCCUCUGCUGAGGAAAAGCUACUUUGGAGGAGGCACAGCGGCUGCGUACCUUGCAGGAGAUGACUUCUAUAUCCCGAGACAGUCGGUGGCAGAAAGGUUUGAAGACGGCACCAUCUCAUUCCUUGAUGUGAUAGCGCUAAAACAUGGAUUUGAUGCCCUAGAGCGCCUCACAGGUGGAAUGGAGAACGUCAUGCAGCACACCUUUACCUUGGCUCAGUACACCUACACUGCCCUGUCCUCUCUCCGGUACCCCAAUGGGGCCCCUGUGGUGCGGAUUUACAGCGACUCUGACUUCAGCAGCCCCGAGGUUCAGGGUCCAAUCAUCAAUUUUAAUGUGCUCGACGACAACGGGAGCGUCAUUGGUUAUUCGCAGGUGGACAAAAUGGCCAGUCUUUACAACAUCCAAGUGCGAACUGGCUGCUUCUGUAACACUGGUGCCUGCCAGAGGCACCUGGGGAUCAGUGACGAGAUGGUCAAGAAGCAUCUUCAGGCUGGUCAUGUCUGUGGAGAUGAUGUGGACCUCAUAGAUGGACAGCCCACAGGAUCUGUGAGGAUUUCAUUUGGAUACAUGUCUACACUUGAGGAUGCCCAAGCCUUUCUCAGGUUCAUCAUAGCAACCCGACUGCGCCUGUCAAGUGGCCAGGCUAUCCCUCAGGACACUCUCAGGGAGGCUGGCACUCCACUAGCAGAGAGCGAGGCUCAGAACGCCGUGACUGCCACCAUGAACGGAUGUAGGCCCUCACCUCAGGAAGAUACUUGCACAGACUCCAGGGUUUGGAAUGACCUGCUCACAGCUGUGGAUGCUGUGGGUUUGCACUCACCUGUGCUGGAGGCCACCAGGACGCAGCAGACCUCUUCAGAGAAAGCUGCAGGAGCCCUUGAUGGAGGCCUUGGGCCACAUAUCAUCACCAACCUUUACCUCUAUCCAAUCAAAUCCUGUGCUGCAUUUGAGGUGACCCGGUGGCCCAUAGGAAAUCAAGGGCUGUUGUACGACCGUAGCUGGAUGGUUGUGAAUCACAACGGCAUUUGCCUGAGUCAGAAGCAGGAACCCCGGCUCUGCCUGAUCCAGCCCUUCAUUGACCUCCAGCGAAGGAUCAUGGUCAUCAAAGCCAAAGGGAUGGAGCCCAUAGAGGUGCCUCUUGAGAAUGGUGAGCAGGCUCCGAUUUGCCAAAGCAAGGUCUGUGCAGACAGGGUAAAUACUUAUGAUUGUGGAGAAAAAAUUUCAAGCUGGUUGUCCAAGUUUUUGGGCCGUCCAUGUCAUUUGAUCAAACAAAGUUCAAACUUUCAAAGAAACGCGAAGAAACACAGCAAAGGUCAAUCUUCUGGUACAACGGCCACUCUUUCUCUGGUAAAUGAGGCCCAGUAUCUGCUGGUAAACAGAUCCAGUCUUUUGGAACUUCAUCAGCAAUUAAAUGCUAGUGAUGAGAACGGAAAGGAAGAAGUACUCCCCAUGAAAGAUCUCAUCUCGCGUUUCCGUGCCAAUAUUAUUACCAGUGGAACUAGUGCUUUUGAAGAAGAGAAAUGGGAUGGGAUUUCAGUUGGUUCCUUGCAUUUCCAGGUUUUGGGGCCUUGUCACAGAUGCCAGAUGAUUUGCAUUGACCAGAAAACUGGGCAACGAAACCAAGAUGUCUUCCAAAAGCUUUCUGAGAGUCGAGAGAGAAAGGUGAACUUUGGCGUGUACCUGAUGCAUGUAUCUUUGGAUUUAUCUUCUCCACAUUUCCUGUCUGUAGGAUCUCAGGUGCUCCCUGUGUUGAAAGAAAAUGCAGACGGCCAUGACUUACCUGCUUCCCAGAACCCUCAGGAUGUUCUCUCCUAAGAUUUUUUUUUAUCAGCAUAAAUUAAAAUUUCUC
Hipposideros armiger (great roundleaf bat) is the source of this 2775-nucleotide messenger RNA. It is a transcript of the gene MOCOS, whose product is annotated as molybdenum cofactor sulfurase. Gene Ontology annotation, molecular function: molybdenum cofactor sulfurtransferase activity; molybdenum ion binding; pyridoxal phosphate binding. Gene Ontology annotation, biological process: Mo-molybdopterin cofactor biosynthetic process. Lineage: Eukaryota; Metazoa; Chordata; Mammalia; Chiroptera; Hipposideridae. The coding region runs from base 81 to 2741 and encodes 886 amino acids. The record is from RefSeq and is a predicted model, not a curated record. The transcript is spliced from 15 exons.